CUCUUCCCGCUCUUCCCCCCCUUUUUUUUUAAAUAUAUAUAUAUUCAAACUGGCUCACGCUACCCGUAGAGCUUUUCACGUUUAUACAGCCUUACGCUCUUCAAUGCCUCCUGUUCCUAAACCCUCUAAACAAUUAUACGACUACCUUGUCAUCGGUGGUGGCUCUGGUGGUCUGGCUUCUGCUAGACGUGCCAGCGGUAUCCACGGUGCAAAGGUUGCCCUUAUCGAAGCACAGCACCGUCUUGGUGGUACCUGCGUCAACGUUGGAUGUGUACCCAAGAAAGUGAUGUGGAACGCAGCCUCUAUUGCAGAAGCUCUUCGUGACGCAAAGGGUUACGGUUUCGAUGUCCAAGGCAAACCUAGUAUUGACUGGAACUAUAUCAAGACCAAGCGCGAUGCUUAUGUCAAGCGUCUUAAUGGUAUCUACGAGAGAAAUCUCGAGAAGGAUAGUGUCGAGCACUUCCAGGGCUUUGCCAGCUUUGUCAACCCCACUACUGUUCGCGUCCAGCAAACCGAGACCGAGUCUUUUGAGAUUUCGGCCAAGCAUAUCUUGGUAGCCACCGGUGGCCAUCCUAUUAUUCCAAACAUCCCUGGUGCUGAACUUGGUAUCGAUUCGGAUGGUUUCUUUGAUUUGGAGGAGCAGCCCAAACGGGUGGCUGUGGUCGGUACUGGCUACAUUGGUGUCGAACUUGCCGGCAUUUUCAACGCUCUUGGCUCCCAAACGACCAUUUUCUCCCGCACCAAACACAUCCUGCGUACCUUUGAUGAGAUCAUCCGUGAGCCUCUUCUGAAGGAGAUGGAAUCUGUCGGUGUCCAGUUUGCCUUUGAUUCAAAGGUCAAAUCUCUGUCGCGCGCAUCAACAUCUGGUCCUAUCCGCAUUGACUAUGAGUCCGAUGGCCAGGCUGCCUCCAUUGAGGUUGACUGUGUACUCUGGGCUGUAGGUCGUGCACCAAAUGUCCAGAAAUUGAACCUGGAGGGUGCUGGUGUCAAGACCAACGAAAAGGGUCAUAUUGUGGUUGAUUCUUAUCAGGCCACUUCUUCUGAGGGUGUACUUGCUCUUGGCGAUGCCUGUGGUUUAUUCGAACUCACUCCAGUGGCCAUUGCCGCUGGUCGUCGAUUGGCUGAUCGUCUUUUUGGUGGUGAGGCAUUCCGUAACUCUAAGCUUGAUUAUGAGAACAUUCCUACCGUUGUGUUUUCUCAUCCCACUGCUGGUACUUUGGGUCUCACCGAAACCGAGGCUCGCAAGAAGUACGGAGAUGAUCAAAUCAAGAUAUACCAGUCCAAGUUCACCAACAUGUACUUCUCCAUGCUCGAGCACAAGGAACCCACUGCUUACAAAUUGGUCGUCGCUGGCCCAGAAGAGAAGGUUGUGGGUGUCCAUCUGUUGGGUAGAGGCAGCGACGAGAUGUUGCAGGGCUUUGGUGUAGCUGUCCGUAUGGGAGCUACCAAGGCAGACUUUGACAACUGUGUGGCCAUUCACCCCACUGCUUCUGAAGAACUGGUCACGAUGCGAUAGAAUGAUGUGGCCGCGGUGAUAUCUUGUUAAAAGUGUGGGACAGAAUAAAAUUUAUAGAAAGCAGUAUUAUAUUAUAUUUUAUUUCAAAAUAAAUAAAUAAAUAAAUAAAAUAUAUAUUAAUAAUU
Molecule: messenger RNA, 1641 nt
Organism: Phycomyces blakesleeanus NRRL 1555(-)
Lineage: Eukaryota; Fungi; Mucoromycota; Mucoromycetes; Mucorales; Phycomycetaceae
Gene: NDE4
Product: alternative NADP(H) dehydrogenase
Exons: 5
Coding region: 104-1516 (470 amino acids)
Biological process (GO): cellular response to oxidative stress; glutathione metabolic process; cell redox homeostasis
Cellular component (GO): cytosol; mitochondrion
Molecular function (GO): glutathione-disulfide reductase (NADPH) activity; NADP binding; flavin adenine dinucleotide binding
Source: RefSeq, a predicted model, not a curated record